ACCGAUGAGGUCAUUUGUUGCUGGCGUCGCCUGUUUGAAUUUGUUAACGCUCGUAAACGGACGCUUUAAUAAAAUCUCCAGCGCAAAAUGAAGUGGAAGAACGAAAUUCCCAAUAAAGCGGAAUUCAUGAAAAUCAACAGUUUUCAUUUCAUCGAAUGCGAAAAGUUUCAUAGUGAACUAGUGCACGAGGAAAACGCCGGCCAAUUUUCCGGGGGUCACGGAAAGCAGGUCAAAGAAACAAGAAGUUGUGAUAAACAAGCGCAAUCCGACUGUGAAAACAAAGAACGUCGGACCAUGAGCGAGACUAUAACCUUGACCAAGUCCCAGACCGACUUCACAGGCUCAUCCCCGAAGAGAUACACCACCAAGUGCUACAUUAAGCCCGUUACGACCCCCGUCUGGUACACGGAGUCGUUGUUUUUGAAUAUCAACUCAAGCAAACGCAAAUACGACGAGAAAAUUUACUUCAGGGAGAAAUUGGUGCCGUUCAAGUGGUCCGAAAGUAUGAUUACGGAGGUGAAGACCGGCCCCAAGUGUGUUUAUUCCGAUGUGGUCAUUCCGGUUGAUGAUUGCAGGGACGAAGUUCAUUAUAUUUCGCUAGAGCCUCAGCAACGUUCCGUCAAGUCGACUGAUUUGUAAUAUAACUCUGUGAUUUAAUAAAGUUGUUAAAAACAA
Molecule: messenger RNA, 675 nt
Organism: Tribolium castaneum (red flour beetle)
Lineage: Eukaryota; Metazoa; Arthropoda; Insecta; Coleoptera; Tenebrionidae
Exons: 4
Coding region: 88-639 (183 amino acids)
Source: RefSeq, a predicted model, not a curated record